AUGCAUAUUCCAAGCCUCUUGUCUCUACCAUCCGCAUUUAUCCUACUCGUCUGUGCAACGUCAUCAUCCGCCGAUGCACCAUGGCCGCACAAUCUGCCCGGUCACGUGAAGUACUUCCCAGAAGAUGAAGUGCUUGCGAAGCGUGGCUUGAGUAUCAAGGAAAAACUCCAGAAAGAGAGGCCGAUUGGGGUCAAGAAAAUGAGUGUAGACGAGGGCGAAAUGUUCAUGCUGGACAACUGGAUAUUCGCGUCUGAUUUGGACAAGAGAUCGGACUCUGAAGACCUUGGGAAUGGGACAAGUCAAGCACGCUCGCCACUAAGGCCCCUUGCCGACGAAGACUUCUUCUCACAUAUUCACAUCAGAAAUGUUCUUUUGAAGAGGCAAUUCAAGUGUCCACAAGGAACUAAUAGUUGCUCCUCGAUAGGCGCACCAGAUGUUUGUUGCGGUACUGGAAGUACAUGCAUAAACGUCAAUGGAAACACCGAUGCUGGUUCAGUAGGUUGUUGCCCGCAGGGUCAGACUUGUGCGGGAGCCAUCAGCUGUGAUACCACUAAAGGAUAUUCUUCAUGCCCCAACUCUUCUAAUGGCGGAUGCUGCUUACCCGGAUUCCGCUGUCAGGGCAUUGGUUGUGUUUUCGAGGGUACAUCGAUAACUUACGUUCAACCGCCGACAUCCUCUCCACCCUCUCCACCAUCCUCAACAGCUGUGGUCGUAGUCCCCACUACACCUUCGACCACCUCGACAGAAACAUCGAGAUCCGCCUACACCUGCUCGACCGGCUGGUUUUCUUGUCCGGCAAAUGUGGGUGGCGGAUGCUGUCAAAACGGACGGACCUGUGCAACAGGCGCUUCUUGUCUCGGCGAUGGACUAACUAGUACACAAGCACCUUCCGCCCCUGUGCGACCAACGAGUGGCUCUGUCUCUUCAGAGUCUGUCUCAACAACUGCAGAAUCCACAGAUGAUACAUGUCCGACUGGGUUCUACGUAUGUAGCGCGUACUAUCCAUCGGGAUGUUGCAGAGUCGGACGAGACUGUCAAACCACGGGGUCGUGUGCUCUUCCCACCGAAACGAUCCUUAGCAGCAACGGUGUAGUUAUCGUAGCGCCCACCGGGGCUGGUGUGGCGACCACGGCUGCUCCACAAAGUGGCUCUUGUCCAAAUAGCUGGUACAGUUGCCCUGCAAAUCGUGGUGGAAACUGCUGUCCGAAUGGCUACGAGUGUGGUGAGCAAUGCACGGCUACGGGGUCAGGGCAGUCUGGUGUUUCGCAGAAGGUUGCGCCCAGCACGGCUUCGUUUGUGUCAGGAAUUUCGGUGUACAUAAUGGCUUUUGCUGCGUUUUCAGCUGGUGUUGCUAUGGUUGUCUUAUAG
Molecule: messenger RNA, 1368 nt
Organism: Cucurbitaria berberidis CBS 394.84
Lineage: Eukaryota; Fungi; Ascomycota; Dothideomycetes; Pleosporales; Cucurbitariaceae
Exons: 2
Coding region: 1-1368 (455 amino acids)
Source: RefSeq, a predicted model, not a curated record